Siniperca chuatsi (mandarin fish) is the source of this 3855-nucleotide messenger RNA. It is a transcript of the gene dclre1a, whose product is annotated as DNA cross-link repair 1A (PSO2 homolog, S. cerevisiae). Bases 280 to 3114 code for a protein of 944 amino acids. Gene Ontology annotation, molecular function: 5'-3' DNA exonuclease activity; damaged DNA binding. Gene Ontology annotation, biological process: interstrand cross-link repair; protection from non-homologous end joining at telomere; double-strand break repair via nonhomologous end joining. Lineage: Eukaryota; Metazoa; Chordata; Actinopteri; Centrarchiformes; Sinipercidae. The record is from RefSeq and is a predicted model, not a curated record. The transcript has 9 exons.
GGCGGUAAAUGCUCUGUGCGAACCACACAGUAUUAACAGUUAGCUAUAGAAGAAAUUAUGCUAGCUCCAUAUGGUAAUUGUUAAUCAUGAGAAACUACUUUCGCAGCUACAGUUAUCCUCACAAUAUUAAGGACAGUAGUUGUUAAUCUACUGUAACGUUUAUUAUUUUCGGCAACCGCGGGAUGUUAUCAAACGUCAACCCUUGUGUAAUAACGAGGGAUUUGAGGAGGUCGUUGGGUAACGUUAACGUUAGGGACGUUAAGCUUUCUUUUGCUCCAAAUGUCACAGAAGGACGACUCUGAAAAUGACAUUUGGGAGUAUAAACCUCUUCAGAAGAAAAAGAAGAGACACGGAUCACCGCCUGCAACUGUGACUAAAAGAAGAUGUACUUCCAGAAAAACCUCCAAGAGAGACAUUUGUUUCUCAGUCAAGUCACCUGACCGGAAAGUCAAGACAGCUGAAAGGGGAGAUUGUAGUAACGUUACUGUUAAUAUAGACGGACAUAGCAGUUUGGAGGCACAUAAUCUACCCUCAAACCCAUCUCAUACUAAUGACACAGUGCAAACAGACAAUGCUGCUGAGGGGCCAUCCUUCGGAGACUUUUGCCCCAUGUGUCAGAUGCCCUUUAACAUUUUGGUGGUGCAGACUCUAAGAUGGCAUGUUGCUGAAUGUCUUGACACCCCCAGGAACACAUGUAAAGAAUGUCCAGAUGGCUUCCAGUGCUCCUCCACCAUUCCAAACCAUUACAAGAAAUUCAACCACACACUCCUGGCCCACAGUCGAGCAAACAGUGACACAGCCCUACUUAGUCUGUCCCAGCGGGUAGAAACCAGCGGGAAGAUCAGCUUCAGUUGUCUCCCAGGACCAAUAAACAAUGAGCUGGAUGGCUCUAUUUUAGAGACUGCACAAAGUAGUGCUGUCAGUCUUUCUGCCUUAUCCAACUGUAGUGUCUCCCCUCACAAUAAUCACACUGGAACACUUCCAUCUAAAUCUACAAAUGGCCUUCUUUUACUGCGCUCACCUGGCCCAGAUGAUUUAAAAAAAAAGAAAGGUUGGUCGUCCUCUACUAAACGGCAAAAGUCUAUCAGUGCUUCCCAAGAAAGCAGAACGGAGCUUUCAUCUACUCCUGUCAAGGCAGAGAGUGAAAGACAAGCUUUUGAAGGUUUACCCAAAAGUGAACCUUCCCUUGACAACAAUGAUGCAAUAUCCUAUUCUCCUCUUUCUGAGUUCCCUGCAGAGACUGAAGUUAAAAUUAGUGAAUGUAGAAAAGCCCUUUUUAAUAAGGAUGCAUUUGAAAAUGAGGCUGAAGACUCAAUGUUGCUGUUCAGCGACGAUUUCUCAAGUGAAGAUGAGCUCCUCACUGAAUUUAUAGAUCAUUUGGAAACCAAUAAUGUGCAGGUAAAGGAGCCUGCUUCUCUAAACACCCAGCUGGAGUCAGUUACCUCAUUACCGCCCACCAAUCAGAACAGAGCUGAUUCAACAGGUGAAAAAGAAGCUCAAAGUAGAUCUAACAGUGCCAUCAGUCCAUGUAAGAGUAGUAUUCAGUCUCCACAAAGUAUUGUUUUAGAGCGCUUGAGAGAAACUGUUCUAAGCUCAAAUAGCCUGCAUUUUAAAAACUUGAAUGACCGCAGUUUUCAAUCAGAGCAACCUCACGCAACUUCUUCUCAAGUGGCUUCAUCACAAACCUCAGUUGUCGAAAGAUCUCAAACCAUGCCGCCUCAGAAAGGCCAGAGCAAGGCAGGUCAGGCCUCCUGUCUGAAGCAGACGGACAUUGGGGUGUUUUUUGGCCUCAAACCCCUCAAAGAGAAGAAGAAAGAGGCUGAGGGUGGACCAAAUGAACUCGACACCACCUCUGUUCCAACACUUAGUGGAAACUCAGGACAGAGACGACAAAGGAGAGACAGGCAAAGAAAAGGGAAGGCUGACGCAACUGCAGACGCCUCACAGGGCACAGUGACACUAGAUAAUAGUAAUGUAGUGGAUGCUCAGGGAGAAGCAGGGAAAGGUAGGACCAGAGGAUGGAGAGGAAGAAGGUGGAACAGAGGCAACGCUGUUGCUGAGGGAGAAGUAGAGUUACCACGUUGUCCCUUCUACAAGAAGAUUCCAGGUACAAAAUUUGUCAUAGAUGCUUUUCAGUACGGAGAGAUUCCUAGCAUCACUGCCUACUUCCUAACACAUUUCCACUCAGACCACUACGGAGGGUUGACCAAGAAGUCCACAUUUCCAAUCUACUGUAACAGAAUUACAGGGAACCUGGUGAAGAGAAAACUGAAGGUGGCAGAGCAGUAUGUCCACAUCCUCCCCAUGAACACCCAGGUCACUGUGGAGGGAGUCACGGUCAUCCUCCUGGAUGCCAACCAUUGUCCAGGAGCUGCCAUGCUGCUGUUCUUCCUGCCCGAUGGGCAGACAGUCCUCCACACUGGAGACUUCAGAGCUGAUCCCUCAAUGGAGACCUACCCUGAGUUACUCAGCUGCAGGGUGCAGACGCUCUACCUGGACACCACCUACUGCAGCCCUGAGUACACCUUCCCCAGACAGCAAGAGGCCAUCAAGUUUGCAGCCAGCACUGCCUUUGAAUUAGUGACGCUCAACCCACGUACACUUGUGGUGUGUGGAUCCUACUCUGUGGGAAAAGAGAAGGUCUUUCUGGCACUGGCAGAGGUCCUGGGGUCUAAAGUGUGCCUCUCUAGAGACAAAUACAACACCAUGUGCUGUCUGGAGUCAGAGCAAGUCACACAACUUAUUACCACUGACUGGAAAGCAGCCCAGGUCCAUGUGCUGCCCAUGAUGCAGCUCUCCUUCAAAAAACUGCAGGAUUACCUGGUGCGCUUUUCAGGACGGUAUGAUCGGCUGGUGGCCUUCAAACCCACAGGCUGGACCUUCAGCCAGCAGGUGGAAUCAGUGGAAGAUAUUCAGCCUCAGAUCAGUGGCAACAUCUCCAUCUAUGGAAUCCCAUACAGCGAACACAGCAGCUUUCUGGAGUUGAAGCGUUUUGUCCAGUGGCUCCAGCCCCUUAAGAUCAUCCCUACAGUCAACAGUGGCAGCUGGGUUAGCAGGAAGGCUAUGGAGAAGUGCUUUAGUGAGUGGCUAAUGGAAACUAAAGCUAAACUAUAGUUUAUUUACCUGUAAACUGUGUUUGCAGCUGGCCUCUAAAUUGCCUCUGCUGCCUGUUUAGUAAUACGAGCAAAAGCAAUUAAUUCUCAAUACUUCAAAUGCUGUAUGACCAUGGGGAACAAAUUUAUUUGAACACUACUCAUUUUAUUACUUUUAUUGAAGUUGCUUGCCUCACUAAUGAAUCCAUAACAGUAGCAUUUCACUGUGGAGCAAGGGGUUGUGAUGAAGUAGGUGAACAUGAAAUGCCUCCAUGAUUAUUCACAUCUAUUUAAAAAAAAAAAAUAGGCGGAAUUAAAAUGACUAACAACUCUGGAAGCUGUUUUGUGUAAACAUGAGUUUGUACAUGAAUCAUGUCUACCAUUGGACCUGUGUCAUCCAGAAGUAUUAUACAUUGGAACUGAAUUAAUUGGAUGUGUCUCUGUCUUCUCUGGCCACUUCCACUGUGACCCCUGUUUGUCAACAAUAUACUGCAAGUGCUGCUUUGAAAUUGUGCAAUUUAUAAUUUUUCUAUGAAAUCAAAAUCUUUAUGCUGAGGAAAAAUAAAUGUUUUUAACGUUCUUAACACUUUUUUUGAAACAUGAAUCUGUUCACAUUACUUUUGAUGUCAAGAAAACUCAUUGUACAUGAGAUUCAAGAUGAGCUUAAUUUUAUUUUAUUUUUAUUUGCAAACUUGGUUUUCAAAGUUGUAUUAUGUGGCUUUUCACUGCUACUAUACAUUAAAUUACAUCUCUACAUCUCUUA